AGUCAACGUUGAUCGCCUAGUCGGGGGGUCAAAGUAGUGUCCGUUCGUUCGCGAGGAGUGUACCAGGAGAGCUCACACAGUCGUACCAAGCAGCGGAAAAAGAGGCAACCAUUUUUCUCCAUCAGCGAAACGAAUUUUGCAUAUUUUCCGUUCCCGAAACGCUGUUGUCGAGCCGAUUGUUUGUGGAAAAAUUGUGCCUGGCCGCGGGAGGUGUAAAAACGUGGCGUAUUUGUGCGGAAAAAGAACGUUUCGACGGAAAGGGAUCGGAAUUUGGUCCUGAGUUUUGACCGUGCGAAACGCGUUUCUUCGACGAGAAGCAGUCUCUACCAAGUGGAGGAGGAAGAAAUGACAGUGUAGUGUUAUUUUUUUUAUUUGAAUGUAGCUGUGUUUUGGGUGAUCCUCUUGUGAAAUUUUCCUUCGUACAACUUGGAAUAAAGGAAGAAACACUGGAGCAGCAGGAGUAUUUGUUCCUUCUCCCUGGAGCGUUGCCCGACGGAAAGGAUAUCGGGAAAUUCAGAGCAGCAGUAGAAGCAGCAGCAGACGUAAUAUCAACACAAAUAGUAGGAAGCCGAAGACAGGUCUGCAAGCAUUCCUACUCGCUGCAUUGGAUAGGCAGCCAGGAAUCUAUUUCCUUUAAGAAUUGAAGGGCAUGUUUUCCACUUUCAUUGGACUAAUCGAUAUCCAAUCAUGGUGGGAGGUGCCCUGCAUUGCACACUUCUGUUCGUUGUUUAGUAGCUCUUUUCAGUUGCCGGAUUUCGACAUCGAGGAUCUCGAGGAAGCUCUCCUUACCGAUGCCGACACCGAUAGUGAAGUCGACUUAAAAGUUUACAACGCUCGUCUUCUGCCGGAUCUCAUAGUAGCACUUCUCAAGGGUUGCGACGCGCUUAGCCAGAUCGCAUCUCACAUAAGCCCGAGUAACUAUCAAAUGUUCUUGAGACGUCUCUUUCGUCAGAAAUGUCAGGUAUAUAACAUCGAUAAUCCGUUCAACACCGACACCGACUUCGAGAAGCUACCGCUGCGCACCAAAAUCUUAAUUUUAAAGUAUCUUUGUGACUUUCGUCUGGACUCAGUUGACGUUUACAACAGCUUCGCUAAUCUGGAAGCGGACAGUUUGCGGGUCGAACCGUUGGGCUACGACAGUAAAGGGUCCGCCUAUUGGUACUUUUUUGGCACCCGUCUCUACCGGGAAGAUUACGAAACUCCAAUCGGAAAGGGUAAUAAAUCGUCCAAACGGUCAGUGUGGCAAGUCAUCUGUUUCACCGAGGAGGACUGGAAUAAUUUGGCGGCAAAAUUUCAUCGCUCCAAGAGCGAAAUCGAACGUGCCUUGUACCAGCAGCUGGCGGAGAACUUUUUGCCGAACAUUCCGAAGAUCUUCCGCGACAAGGAGCGUGAGCGCAGGAAUAAACUCCUGGAACGUCGUACUUCCUCGCGCAUAAAAGUAUACGAGGAGCGACGCUUAGCGGAGCUCUAUCGCGAGGAAGCACAAAAAGUUCAGCAGAAAGAAAGGCGUGCGCCGGUUCUGACCAAGCUAAAGUUAUCUGAAGAGAGAGCUAAGCGCGCCGAACGACGAUCGCGUUCGAACUCGGUCACAAGUAUAGUAUCAACCUAUGCAAGCUCACCAGAACCGCUCACGAGUGAUUUUAUUUUUCAGCCAAAAGAGAGCGAAAACCUAAUCGCAUAUACUGCUUCUAGCAAGCAUUCGCAUGCUAAACAUUCUGCAUCCGUUAUUAAUCCACCAGCUUCCCCUUCCUCUGAGUUAGGUUCCGAGCAAACAGCAACCGCGGAUAUCGUAGUCGAAUCGGACAAUUCAAAACAAGGUUCAGAAGAACGUGAAGACGAGGUAGAAGAAGAGAACGAUAGUAGUGUUAGUGUUGGUGAACAAAUAAACAAUAGCAGUGCGGAAGUUGCUUCCAGUGUUGCCAGCAGCAGUGGCAUUAGUAGUCAUACGCGCGAGAAAACAUCUUCACCUUCGAGAAACGAUACCCAAUCGGCAACUUCUAUUCAACCUCUGCCACUGCCAGCUGUGGAAAGUAAAACAAAGAAGAAAUCAAACAGACCCUACAAAUCACUCAGUGCUGAAAUCGAAGGACUGCUCCAAUAUAACCGCAACAUGGCGCCCACCACAACCAAACUCCCGGGGCGACAAACCAACAAUUCUCUGUCUUCGGUCACCGGGCCGGUGAUUCUGCCACUCGCAGACACACCGUCCAGAACAUCCAGCAGCAGUAACUCGGGAAGCAAAAGCGGAGAGUCUGGCACGGGCAACGCCGGUGGCCGGAAAAAGAAAAACAAAGCUGCACCAGUUUUCACCACAACCACAUCCACUUUGAUUUCGUCGUUUAGCUUUACCGAAACCGAAGAAGUUCUCCAGAUCGGGAUGCACAAAGUGCUGGAGUUUAUCAAGAAUCACGAUGAUGCGUGGCCAUUCAUGGAUCCCGUGGAGGAAGACAUCGCACCCCGGUACUAUUCCAUCAUCCGGAGACCAAUGGAUCUGCAGAAGAUGGAGGAAAAACUGGAUAACGGCGAGUAUCUGUCGUUCGCUGACUUUCGCAAUGACUUCAAGUUGAUCGUUAAUAACUGUCGCUUGUACAACGGCCAAGCCAACGAGUACACCGAAAUGGUAAACAACCUCCAGCUGGCGUUCGAGAAGGCGACGAAGAAGUAUUUCGAUUCGAACACGUCGGACGACGAACCGACGCUGGAGUACCCAAUCUUCAAGGAGAGACCCUUCGCCACCGCCGCCACCGUCACCGGUACCAGCGACAAAGCCGCCGUCGAUUCGAACGGCAGUUUGAGCAACGGCAAGUCUGUGAAGGAACAUAAAAGCGGCAAGAAGGGUGGCAAUAACAGUGGUGGUGGCGGUAAUAGUAAGCACAACAGUUCAAGUGAUGCUAAAAGUGAAAGCAGGAAAGAAGAUAGUUAUAAAGAUUCUAAUAGGUCGAAAAGUGAAAUUAGUGACGACAGUUCAGGGAAAAAGUCAUCAUAUCGUGGUAGUGGUACCAAGAAAACCAAACAUAGUGAAUCGGAAUCAAAGAACAGCACUGAAGCGAAUCAAAUCUCGUAUGCUAAAGGUGUAAAGCGGAAGCGGAAAGAGAAAGAAAAAGUGGGCGUGAGUAAAAGCAAACGAACAAAACGGAAUCAGACGGAUGAUGAGGGAGAGAGUGAGAAUGCAGACGAUGCAGAAGAAGGUGAUAUAUCUGUGGGCCACAAAAAGCAUUCUGGUGAAGACCGUGGUUCCUCGACCCCAAUACUGGAGGAGAGCAAUAAGAAACAUAGAACAAAGAAACAUGAAAACAAGCUGAAGGUGAAAGAAAAGAAAGGACAAAAGAAGAAUUCCAAGAGCGAUGCCAGGGAGACAAUUGAGAGGGAAUGUCCGAUCCGAUCAAGAUCGCCAUCUCCGGCUUCAAGUUGCCAAAGUUCGUUUUCGCCUCCAUCGAUAAAGAAGGCGGAGAAGGGUACAGAAGAAUCAACGUUAAAACAAAAGCAUGGUAAACGGGACAAAAAGGAGGAACGUCCGGUUGUUGCUGAACACAGUGGCAAGGGCAGGAAAAAAUCAUCUAAAUAUAUCGACACAUCGUUGAGUUCCAUGUCACCCUCUCCGGUAAAAGCUAAACGGAGGAAGAAACAUCGAGUGGCGCAUCCUGAGGAGCAGAGUGAAGCCGAGAAAUUCACAGAUGUGCCUAUCGAUGAGGACGAAAACAAAGAAACUGAUCUCAGUAAUUUUGCGGAUAUCGAUGAGAUCCGAGUGCAACAAGACAAUAAAAGGCACGAUUCGGAUGAUAGUCUAGCGGAGUAUACGAAUUGUGAAACGUCGAAAAGGGGUAAGAAGGACAAAAAGAUGAACCAGAAAACGGGGAAGCCCAGGGGUAAAAGCAAACACGAGGAUAAAUCGAAGAAGGGAAAAUCAAAAGGGCGAAAUGAGAAAACCAGAAAAACCAAAGCUGCUGAUAGCUUUGAAGCUUCCUCGGUGAUUUCAUCGAGCAAUGAAGAAAUUCCGGAAGAAACUGUGAAAGACAAAUGCCAGAAGCUGGCUGAGAAGGAAAUCAAAAGUGCCUCAAAGAAACAACCAAAGGAUUUUUCCAAAUAUACGACGCUUCCAAGGGACAGAAGUUUGUCCAGGAGCUUCUCAAGAUCUCCAAGUCCUCUCCCUUCGAUAAAAGAUGGGUACGAUUCAUUGUCGGAGCAUUCGAUGGAAUUUGAUGAUGAUCGGAAUGCGACCAAGCUAAUUCCGACCCGACCGAUUACACCUGAAAUAAAAGACAAGUAUGAUCUCAUCAAGGAACGACGGCGGAAUCAAGCGAAUGCGAAGCUACCAGUUAUGCCAACUAUCGUGAAUGACAAACCGGCGAGACAGAAAAGCAAACCUCAAGAGAAUAUUCGGAAAAAGUCAAAAGGGAUCCAACCUCAAAAUACCAAUCCAAGUGCCUCAAUUCCUUCCACCAAGCAGAAAAUAAAGGAGGAGAAAGAGAAUCACUUAAAGCCGAAGGAAAUGGGGAAGAAUAAAAAGAAAUCGACUGAUCGACCCGCUGAGAUUCGUAGCGAAUCGCCAGCACCAGCGGAACUAUCCAGUUGGGCGGAACCCUUGGAGAAAUCUCGACUCUCUUACAAAGAUGAGAAGGCGGAGAAACGUGAGGUGGAGAAAAAAGGAAACCCUAGCGACGAAUAUGAUUUUGUAGACGAUUCUCUUCCAGAGCUUCCAGAGACUCCGAAAGCUUCCACACCGAUACCUUCGCCAUGCUUACCAUCAUCCGUAGAGAAACCCACGCAACCUCAUAAAAAUAAAGUGGAGACGGCAAAGAAAGCUAACCAUAAAGCAAGUAAAACUACUACCCAAAGCAAACAUACAAAACCAAAUCCGAGCACGGCAAAUAAACAACCCAAAGCAUCCGGAGCCAACAUGGAAGCCCUGGAAUUGGAAACCGAGCAAACGCUGAAGGAUAUAAACAAAUGGUUGGAAAACACUCCUCGUUUUUCAGAAUACAGCUCCGCUAGUAACUCCCCAUCUCGUUAUAUCAUGGAUGAUUUGGAUGCGGUCACGGCAAAGAUUGAUGCAGCCGAUUUCCGUAAACCCAUCACUCUUGCCCAGCUUCCAGAGGAAACGGAGAAGCCAAUUAUCCCAUCCACCCAGCAGGCAGAAUCCCCACCACUGUUACCGAUUCCAACGCCCAUUCCGACGGUGGUACCAAAUUCUCCGAAAGGUUUCCACCAUCCGGUUCAACCCGCGUCUAAAGAAUCGAUCAAGCUGAAAAAUUCAAGGGACCAAACACAUGGGGUUGAAUCAGUGCAGCAGGAGCCCAUAAAUAACAACAACCACGCUUCGGUACCGGGUGUUUUAGUAAAACCACCGCUUUCACAACCACAACCAACCGUGCUACCUGCAACUCCCGCGCCCCCAGUUAACCUGCCCACACCAAUGCCGAUUGAACGAGCCCCUCUUGGUCCACCACCAAUAAUUCCACCCCAUUCGCAGAAGAAAGAACCAAAAGAAUCCAAGCGAAAAAGCCUCAAGGAAAAACUAAGCCAGCUGGGGUCACGAAAGCGGGAAACCGUUCACAGAACCAUCGAUCGACUUCAACCGGGCAAAUCUAAAGGAAAUUUGCUCAAUUCUAUUCAGAAUCUCAACAAACCGGAGGAACUGUUCCCCCUGGGUGGUGGACCAAACAAACUGAAGGAGGUUAAAAACUCUCUGAUAGUGAAAACGGACGAGUCGAAACCAAAGCUCAGCCUGGGAACGGUACUGCACACCGAAGGAUUUGGUUUGUGCCAGCAGCACAAUUUCGCCGACGAGAAGAAAGAAGAGGAGAGCGGCGGCGUGGAUCGGAUCGAAGCGAAGCCCGAUUUGAAGGAGAAAGAAAGCGAACAUCAGUCGCUCAGUUCUUCCAGGGAGGAUGAUGGGGAUAAAAUGUUGAUCAAUGAAGAUAUAAAGACGGUCAAAGCUGUCCUAGCCGACGCUGGGAAGGUGGUGGUGGAUUCGCCAGAGAAGACAGCAGCAAAAGCUGCCAAAUCGGAUAAACCCUCGGCCACUCCGAAUUUGAGUGCGUGGUUCAAGGCAUUCGGGGCUCCGAAGAAGCCUAAGAAGGCGGAGGAAAGUGAGGAGGCGAGUAAAGGUUCCCCAUAUGAGACUGCCAAGAGCAGCGAGAAUACUUCACCGUCGGACACAACAGGUCUUAACGUUCCGAUUGUUCCAAGUUUGGAAAGCCCAAGCUAUCCUUCGUUGAUGGCUCCGAGACAGAGGAAAGCCAGCACGGGGAGUACCGUCUCGGAGAGGUCUUCGUUCAGCCAAGACCCUGACAGUCCCCGUAUUGGUAUCGAUGAGAGAAUCGGGGUUUAUCCGGCUCCCUAUCCGAGCCCGAUGGGAGCUUCGCCUAUUAUGACCUCUCCGAAGUUGGAUGAAACACAGAAGAAUACAUACCCAUUGAAUGGAGCUAUUAAGGUUGGGUUCUAUCAGGAUACGACGACAAAAAGUAGUCCUGAAAAGAGCUGUAGCCCGAGAGACCUUCCCUCACCGUAUCCUCAAUACUCGCAGCAUCUGUACACUGCAAAUUCUAACGUGAGUGGAGCUAAUCUAUACGGGAACUAUUCGUCGUAUAGCGGAAAUAACACCGCUAGUACCAGCACUACGGACGCGUUUAAAGGAUACGAUCAGUACAAACAACCCGCCUCUCAAGAGUCCGAAUAUAACUCGUCAAUGAGCCCCAGUACAAACCCGAAUUCACCUUAUCAUAACCCGCAGUCGUCGCCUUACCAGCAGCAACCCAACUCACCCUAUCAACAGAACUUCAAUCAGCAACAACCAAUUCCAUCUCCGGCCUCGUCCGGACCGCUGUCUCCGUAUAACAGCAGUUCACUAGCACCACAACCGUCAGUACAACAAUCUCCGGCCCAGUCAGUUAGUGGUCAUUCGCCUUUCAACCCAUCGCCUACUUCGCCUUAUCAAACACCUCAACAUCAGCCACAGAAUCAACUCCCGCAGGCGCAGAAACUCAAUCAACCCCAGCAACAGCAUUCAUCGAAACCAAAUACUCCCAUUCAUCAGAGUCCAAAUUCACCGUUCUCUCAAUCGAAUCACAGCUCUCCGUAUUCACAGCAAGAUCCAAACUCACCGUAUUCCCAAGGCCAACUAUCGCCUUUCCAACCGAUGUCACCAAAACCUCCUCAAGCCAACCAUCCAACAAUAUCACAGAGCGCUACUAACAAUAGCCUGAAGUUGGCUCCCCCUAUUAUCACUCCACAACAAGCAGCAGCUGCGGCGGGAGUCACACUGCCGGAAUCACCAGUGAAUAAUCAUUCGCAACAGCAAGCAUCGCAAGCUUCGCCCCAACAUCAACAACAACAACAACAAGCUUCGAACACCGGCGGCCAAAUAUCCAUGCAGCAGCAACCUUCACAACAAUUACAGCAACCGCCGCAACAACUGCAGCCUUCUCCACAACAUUUGCAGCAAUCCCCACAACAACAACUGCAGCCAUCGCCUCAACAACAAUUGCAGCAACCAUCCCCUCAACAAUUGCAACCGGCUUCGCAGCCACAGCAGCCUCAACUCUCUACUCAACUCAAUACCCCCACAAUUUGGAACCAACAACCAAGCUACAAUCAGUUCUCGUCCCCUACGGAGAACCCAAUCGGGUUGAAUGCGAACAUACCCACCCCAGCCCACAUGCACCAUCUUCAACAACCGCCCCAAUCUCAAACUCAGCAACUGAAGCCACAGCCUGCUCAUCACAACAUUCAACACAUGCAACCCCAAUUGCAUAACCAACAUUCGCAGCAACAACACCAUCAUCAACAACAGCCGCAGCAACCGCAGCAACAACAACAGCAACAACAACAGCAACAACAGCAGCAGCCCGCAUCAUGCCAGCAACAACAAUCGCAACAGUUGCAAUCGACAGAACUAAACAACCUCACACCCGCUCACAGUCAGUCGAGCCAGGGCCAAUCAACCAUGCAACAGCAACAGCAACAACAACAACAACAACAACAACAACAACAACAACAACAACAACAGCACCAGCUGCAGCAACAUCAACAACACAACAGUCAUUUGAGUAACCUACUCAGCAAUAAUCCCUACACAUCUAACUAUGGUCGCCAAGCUUAUGACCCCUCUGGACAAACCCAUACUCACGCUCAUUUGAGCCAAGACCUCGGCAAAAACUCAUCCAAAGUACCUGACCUGAUCAAUUUAGGCUAUACUAGUGGUAACCCGGAAAGCAGUGCGAACAGCAGCAAGACUGUUUCCCAGCAGCAGCAGCAGCAACAACAACAGCAGCAGCAGGAGAUUCCCAUGAAUAUGGGUAACAAAGGGGCGGAAAAUGAUGCCAAAGGGAAGGAACUUUCCAAACAACAGCAGAUGAUUGAACUGAUUGGAGCGAUGAACUACGGAAAUGCAAUGGAUAUCUCGAUCAGUAAAAGUAAGGCAUUCGAUAUGUUCAACAGGGCGGCCACGAUGACCUUUCCGCGUGGUUUUCCCGGCUCUGUCGGGAGUGGAAUUACAGCCCAGUCGCAACAAGAAUCGGCUAAAAUGGGUUACACCGGGUAUGAACAGUUGCAAACGAACACCACCAAAGCUCAUGACAUGAGCGGUUCAAAUCCGUAUAAUCUACAUCAACAGCCACAACCAAAAACAAACCCGAAUGAGUUGCUUGCCGCGAACAAUAUUCGAGCGCAAGAUAACACUCUGCAACGAUACGACCAGCAGGCGAGUUCGAACGUUCAACAGCAGCAGCAUCAUCAUCCCCAACAACAGCAGCAUCAGCAACAACAACAGCAACCACAACAACACCAGCAACAUCAGCAAGGAAAUAUAGAUCUCAGUACCGGUUACAAGUCAUUCAGCGCUUCACAGUCUUCCUCCUCCUCCCUGAUGGACCCAACGCUGAGAAGCUUGACAUCGUUAUCAUCCCUGUAUCAACAGGACGAUCGUUUACUGGGCACCAGUUCGGCUCCGACAGGAUUCUAUGACAAGAACAUGCCCCCGACGGCGCACAUGUUCGGAAAAAAUCUCUCGAAUCUUCCGUCGGCGACGUCUUCCACGGUUGGCGGCUCGGCCGCGUCGUCAACCUCAACGUUACAGCAGAUGUUCAAUACGACCAUGGCCACUACGAUGGCUUAUAGUGCGGCGGCGAGAGAUCAGCAAGCUUCCUACGGUGCAAACUAUCACCAAAGAAACGAUAUGUUGGGCCAAGCGCAGAAGGUCCCCUUGAAUAUACCUUCUAUACCAAAUCCGGUGGCUCCGGUGGCUGCUGCCCCAGAACCAGCGAAACCAAAACGUGGCCGAAGGAAAAAGGAAACCCAAGAAAUGCUUCAACAGCAAGCCAUCCAGCAGCAGCAGCAGCAUCACCAGCAACAACAGCCACAAACGCGACCGAAUACCGCUAAUCAGGGCUUCCAAACGUAUGCUGGCAUGAAAACGAACCAAACAUCCGCCUCGUCUGGCAAUCAGUCGCACGCAGUACCUAAUACAUCUGGAAAUGUUGCAUCCAUUGCCGCCGGUGGCGGCAACGCGGAGCCAUCGGCAAUAUCGUUGAAAAGCGCCGUUGUUCCGGGCAGUGCGUUCAACUUCGGCCCCGGGCCAACCGGCCUCGGUUUACCUUCGAGUCUAUACGGUGAGAACUCCCCCUACCUGGAUGAGUUCCGCAACAAUCCCAACCCCUACUCCCCCUACCUUGCAUCUAGUCACAGAGGAGGACCCACUUCCACAGGAGCGGCGACGGCGGCGGCGGGUGAUGGAUCGGAUAAAGCGGUGAAUCCCACGGCAUCCACAGCGUCAGCCGCGGUGGCCGCGGCAGCAGCAGCAGCAGCCGCUGCAGCUGUCCACCAGCAGCCACCAACGGCAGCCUCCGCAUAUCACCAGUUCCUCUCCCACCCCUCGUCUCGCCCAUCGCCUUAUCAAUUCAUGAACCAACUGGAUCCACUGCACCAGCAGUACAUCCGACAGGAGGAACUUCGCGCCCAGAUGAUGCUGAAUCAAAGUCUUGGUCUGGGGGCGCCUACGGCGCACGCUCCCCCAGGAGCCUAUGGACAACCGGGAGCGUACCAUCCGGCCCUCGGGAUGCAUAAACCCUACGAUGCCAUGAAUUCGAUGAAUCGACCACCCUGGCUAUAACAGCAAUCCGAUGUCGCCGGUCACGGUACGGAACCGAACCUCCGUACAAAGGCUGGCGGCAUUUGUGAAACCCACGUGGAGGGAGAACCCGCGGCCGCGUUGGUCUCCGACAACGGCGCAGCCGGGGGAAGUAAUGAAACGGUUGCCUGGGACGCUCGGAGGAACCAAACUAAUUUCUAGGAAGAGUCUGCAUCUUCGGCUUUGUUUUAGUGUACGUAUGUGUAUUCGCAGAUGUUAAUUUUAUAGAAACGGUGAUUUUAAUUUGUUUAGGCUUAUUUUAUGGUACCGUACCACGAAGUACGCUGCCAUGUCGAAGGUAUAUACGUGAGUUUCUGAAACCAUAGUUUUCCGGUAUGUCAUAAUGCAGGCGGUGAUGUGUACUAUGUUAGGGUAUAUUAAAGUUCUUGAUGUGUUUGUGUAGCUUAUCAUCAAUUCAUGAUUCAUUCUCUCUGUCUCUAACUCGAAGCGAUGGAUCCUUUGUGCAAUACUGGCGAAUAUGUAUAAUACCAUUUGUGUUAAUGGAAAUUGCUAUUAUUAGGUUAAAACUUCAUUCAUUUAGAAUCCGGAAUCAUAAAACCAAUUGUAUCGUUUUUUAUAUCAAACUGCAGAUAAAAAGUCAGUUACAGUUUGGAUGAAUUUUCGUACUUUUCUUCGGAUACCCUCCACCAAAGUUUGGACUCUCUGUUGGUCAAUCUCAGCGACCAUUUAAUUCCACGAUAUCUUCAUGUCUACAGCAUCCAGAGCCACAUCGACACCCUUCUUCAAUUUCCGCCUGACAAUUGUUCUUUUUUUCCGACCGGGGGAGUUGGAGACAAACGGGAGGAUUGAGGCCUUUAUCAAUGUAAUCGAUCCGAUUGUUACGGUAGCACUAAAUCACCUCUCGACUGUAGUGGCAUCUUGCCAAACUUGGCAAACCUUUGUCCGUUGUCUUGUUUGUGACGAGUAGGGGAAAAGGGGGGAAUUUGAACCAUCUAAACAAAUCGCCUACUAUUUCCAAACCAAUACGGUCUAAAUAAAAAAUGUCACAUUGUAUACUGAGCUACACUUGUUUUCUCUCAAUAAAUAAUGUUUAAUCAUUAUAUAAAGCUUCAAUCUACCAAAUAUAUCAUAAAAUAAAAGAGAUGAUUUUUGAACAUUAAAAUUUGAUGCGAGGUGAUUUGGACCGUCUGUGGGGUGAUUUGGUCCAGUGUGUGUUUCAUUGAAAAAAAAACAUACGUAGAACAUUAAAAAAAACAACGCACCAAUGCGUUGUUACAGACAUUUUGACAACCCUCACCAUAACGCAGCACCCCACUGGUGGUUGCGGUUCAGGUGUGGGAAAUAGUAAUCUGCCUCUCGGUGAAUAGUGAGUUAGCAAAUUUGGCAACGCGAUAGCAACCGAGCCAAGUGUUGCUAUUUUCAACAAAUGUCAAACAUCUGUUGUGGGUUUCAUUCGUCUUGUGUCCGUUUUUUUGUGAUUUUGCUCUGAAGUAUUAUUUCGGAAGUGUAUAUAUAUAUAUUACAUUUAUCUACCAAAAAAUGAACGUGACGAAAAGAGAAUCAACUGACACUUGUCAUUUCUUCUAGUAAUAGCAAUCGUAUUUAACAACCUGCGGUGCGAAAAAGAAGUGAUACUAUAGCAACCGCGAUAGCAACGAGGGGUGCGCAAAUCGACGAGUUAAUAGAUUGGCAACGGCUAAAACUCGAGACUAGAAGUCUUGAAUAGUAACGUAUUGGUGCGGAUGCCCUUACGAGCCGUGCUGCGCGCUUGAAUCUGGAUUGCUCUCUCUGUUGAGGUAUUUUACUUCACACAAGCCUAUACGGUUCAAUUGGGGACGCGCUGUUGUUUUUAUGCUUUGCUUAGAACGAACGGAGACAAAGCGGGUGCUAGAAUUUGAAUUUAUAUGUAUGUGUGUGUGUGUGUGUGUGUGUGUGUGUGUUUGUGUGUGUGUGUGUGUGUGUAUAGAAUGAGACGCGCAUCACACAAGUGAGAAGAAAUGUUUAGUAUCUGAGUUCUGCGCCGGGUACAUUUUGCGCUGUCGUGCUUAUGAAUUUUGUGCGCUUCGCACCAAGAGAGAAUACGAGUGUUCUUUGAGCGCGCGCUGAUGAAAAUUCAACUCAAGCGCAGCGCUGCGUUUGUUUUCUGAAGACUGAUCCCAAGGCAUUCUGAAAAUUAUUUCACCGUGAACUGUAAAAGGAUAUGUUUAGCAGUUCUAGAGUUUUCAUUGAAAAUUUCGAUAUGGAUGCAAUUUCAUUCAAUCGGAUCUCUGCACGGGUUGAAAAACUUCGUUGCUUCAGGUUAAUCCGCGAACAACUGAAUAUUUUAUACGAAUUACUUUAUUGAAACUCGAUGUUUAUUAAUUUCAUGUUUACUGGCGAACUUUUCAUAUGAAAUAGUACGUGAACAAAAACAUUUUGUUCGCCACGAUUUUCUGAGUUGUUUGUUCGCAAUGUAGUUCGUCGUGAAAUGAUCGUACUGACCUGUUCAUGUUCACGUUCACGGGGGCUCUAAACCAGCCUUUAGCUGCCAUCAGUGAGCUCAGCGGUGUUUGAGUUCGUACGGUCGUUAGGGAUUCUCAUGUUCUCAACAACAUGUCCAGCUGGAGAGCAGUUUAAGUCCUUUUUGAAUGUGGUUCUCAAACCCAGCAGAAUCGAAGAAAGACUAAAGGAUCAUUUCAUGACUGCUUCCGUCAGCUUAUGGCUAAAGUGUUCGACUAUUCUAUUUGCUUUAUAGGUAGGUAAUACGCGAUUGUUCGAGUAUGAUUUGUUCCUAGUAUAGAUGUCAAUUCGCUGAAUUAUUCCGAUUCGAAUUGGCGGCCGCGAGAUCCUUUGAGAGUAAAGUGCCAUUGCUAUGUUGUACGCCGUCGUAUCCUCCAGUAGAAUUGCUACUGGCUAUCUGGUAAAUCGAUCUACAAUGGUAUGAAGAUAAACGUAACCGUUAGAUGGUGGUAAUGGGCCCACUAAAUCAAUGUGGAUAUGGUGGUGCAGUUAUGUGACGCUGAACAUUUGAUUUCUGGCAUACUGUACAAUUCCUCACGAACUCGGCGACGUCUUCGUUGAUUUUUGGCUAUACAAAUCUACUUGAUAGAACAUAAGAGUUGCUCGUAUGCCAGGAUGGGCAAUGUUAUGGAAAUGUUUCAAGAUUAGCAACUAUGCGGCUCUAGAAUAUAUGGACGUGCGAAACCUCUUACAUAGACAUCACAGCAAGGGGUUUCGAAUACGGCUGCAAAGUAACUUGUUUAACGAAGAACUAAUCGAUGCGAGUAACCUCAACAGCUCUGCAUCGGUAUCUUGGUCCAGUGCAAUGGUUUAAUAAUCAAUCGGAGAUGGAGAACCGAUGGAAUCAACUCUAGACAACGUAUCGGCAGCAACGUCGUUCCUCGCACUAAUGUGUUUCAUAUCGGUGGUAAAUGGAAAAAUGUACUGCAACACACCUUCGUGGGGUAGACGAUAAGCAGAUUUCGAAGUCAUGGCAUGCGUUAAAGGACUAUGAUCGGUAAAUAUUGUAAAUAGUGUCUGAAAUAUCUGACAGCCAUUUUCAUGGGUGUCAGCUCCCGUCGAAACGUAGAAUAAUUCCGUCGACUUAAUGAAAGAAUGAAACGAAUAGAAGCCUAGCGGCUGCACAGUCUCUUUGAUUAUCUGGUGUAGCACUGCUCCGGCUGCGAUGUUUGAAGUAUCCCCGAGUAGAUCCAGAGGUGUUACCCGAAACUCAAACGCUUCUAUUGUGGGUCCACUGAAUUUUCCUGAAAUCAUUCUUCAUGUUACCUUGUUACCUUCUUGUUUAUUACCAUGACGUUUGAGUUAAGUCGAUCGAACACUUUUCGCACACUCUUCGAUGGAAGACAAUACUAGGCAUAUACCAUUAAAAAACGACAAUAAAAUCUAGAUCACCAAAUAGCCUAUGCAUAAAUCUUUGGAACGUUUGACAUGCAUUACACAGGCCAAACUGCAUCCUGGAGAAUUCAAACAUUCCAAAUGAUGUUGUAACGGCAGUUUUUGGUAUAUCUUCUUUGGUAAGGUUAAUAAUACUGAAUAUUGACUUACCGUGGAAUGAGUUUAGUAGAUCGUGGACUUGUGGAACAGGAUAACGAUCUGGGACCGUCACGUGAUACAACUUGCGAUAAUCACCGAAGAAGCGUAUUUGUCCAGAUUUCUUGGGUACACAAUGUAACGGGCUGUCCAUGAACUACUGGGGGAAAGACAAAUGCCGAAAUCCAUAAUCAUUUGGAAUUACUUAUCUGUCACCAUCCUGCGUGCUUUACAAGCAGCCGGGGGUCCUUUAGAAACAAUAUGAUGCGUAAUGUCAUGACCAACAUCUGUGCGUAACAUGGAUGGGCGUGUUAUGAUCUGAAUUUCUUCAAUCAAAGGCCGAAAUAGAUGAUCAUAGUUGAUUGUUGUAACAUCGUGAAGGGACGUUUUCGCCAUCCCGCCUGUGGUUUUUAACUUCGUUGUUCCAACGAUGAUGUUACGGUGCUUGAGAUCUGCCAUUAUACUAAAAAAAAACAGAAAAUCUACUCCAAUUAUGAUGGUACUAACGUCUGCGAUGAGAAAAUUCCACGAAAAUUUUCUGCGGAUUUCAAGAUCCAAGAAACGUGUGUCGAAAGUCGGGAUGUUCGUACUAUUUGCAGCGCGCAGUAGGAACGUGAUCGGUGGUUUAGUCUUAUCUCUUCUGGUAGCAGGUAGAACCGAAACAUCCGAGUCGGUAUCAAUCAAGAACCGGAUGUUAUUAGUCAUAUCGAAAACGGUUGAGCGACGGCUUCCCUUACUCGCGCCCACCUCCGCCGUGAACGAUGAACUGCUGCUUGAUUUUUUGGCUUAACGUUUGCAUUAAAAAAAUAAAAAUAAGACAGAUAAUCGAGUUUGAUAAAUUUCUCAUGGAAGGUAAUUUUAUUAGCUUGCUUGCAAAAAAAAUCUGACAGUCUUUUUUUUCUCUUUACUGCUGUGCUGUAAGGUUGGUAGCUUUUCGAUAACAGUGUUACUAAACCGCAUACCCUCUCGCAUACGGCUUCUCCGCAUGGUACUUUGGUUGGAGCUGUGUUUCUUAGCGAUGUCGAUGUCCGAGAGUCCCUGGUUUGUGUUAGUUUUUCUUCAUAUCUUCAAUCUCAGCUUCCGAUUGUAAGUUCCACUAAUACACGUCCUCUGCUCCAUCCGAACAACAGUUGUACGUUCACGAAAACGUUUCAGCGCAUCAUACACGAUCGAUUUAGCCACCUUCAGCUUUUUCACGAUUUUAGUACCUGAAAUCAGUCAAUUCUUUUCUCGGCUUCCAUCUUGCAUAACAUUUUCAAAACAAAACGGAUCAACGUGCAUUUUUUACCAUCGAAAGAAACAGGUUUUUCUAACAAUUUGCUGUCAAAAGAUUUCAGAUAUGUCUACUCCAACCACUGCUAUAAAAUGAACAGUGAUUCCGGAUUCUAACUGAAUCAAACCUUAGCGUUCAAUAGCAUAUGUUUGAUAACUGAGCAAUUCUCUGUCGAAUGAGUAAAUGCCUCAACCCAUGCCUCUCCAAUUUGAAUGAAUGAAUGUCCAACAAAAAGUCGAUUCUCUACAAUCUUUUCUCAGAUACCAAUCCACUACAAUUAAAUUUUUCUUGUAAAUCAAUGUAAGCUCUGUUGAAGGUUUCAUUCAAAUCGUAGAAGGUCAUGCAAGAUUUUGUUUUGGCAGACUUCACAUAGAAAUGCUGUACUGCAAACAUAGCAUGAACGAUUGUUAUUUAAUCAAGAGAAAAAUCUAUGUGGCUUUUUCAAUUGUAUAUCACUAUCUGGCUUUAUGUUAACUGUUUGUUGUCCCAUUUGUUGUGCCCUUCGAUCCCACAAAGUGGUUAUUUAAAUAUUACAUUAAGUGCUGAACAUAGGCUUACUACUUCAGCAGGAUAAACCACUCUCGAUACCGUAAUAUUUGUUAAUAUUGUGUUUUGAUUACCUCGUUGGGGACUAGACAAACGGCGCCUAUUGUACCAGGCAAAUGGUGAGCGACAGCUUCGAUUAUUUGGACGUGAUUUUUAUUUAGGUUAAAUCGGUUAAAUUGUUUUUUUGUUGUAUAUUUAGUUUUUUCCCAAUCUAGAAAUAUGUUCGAACCAAAUGAGAUUAUACCAAGGGAAAUGGAACGAUCCGAACGGUUUCAUAAAAGUUUUUGCAAGAGUUUUAAUUCCGACCCCUAGUUCAACCACACUUUCUCUCUAUCUAUCAAUUUAUUAUGUAUAUUCUAACCAACGUUUAUUUCUGAACAUGAUACGAUUAUUCUCCCGGACACGCAAUCGCGCACGCUGUAUCAAUUAGGCCGUAGAGAUACGUUUUCGCACGCUGCUGUGGCCACAUCCAAAUACAAAACCGCACCUGCGGAAUAUUCGUAACCAACAGAGCAAAAUUAAUACAAACAUUUCAAUGUAGAACUAUUCCCUUAUGCCUUAUUUAUAGAAUGAUAAUAACUUAUAUUUGUUGAAAAGCAUAACAAAUACCAAAAAGGUAAAUUUUCAUACCUUAUUGGGAACGAUAAGAAAAAGCUAUACACAAAAUAAUUUGUGAACAGUUCAUCUGAAUUUGUGUUCUAUUCUCUCGUAAUGAAAUUUCGGUAAUCAGAACCUCUCUGUUAUUAUUUUGUCAUAAGUGUGUACAUACGUCUUAAUUUGUAGUGAAAUGUUGUCAACAAAAUCAAAAUAUUCAAAGCGUGUAAAUAUCUUUAUAGUUAUGGUAUACCUAGGAAAAUGACACGACAUGGUCAGAGAUCAAAAAAAGUCUAAAAGUGGUACACGAGUUUUACGUUUACUAGCCUAUAUAAUACAUGAAAACGUACAAUAUAUAUGAAGUUAUUUGGAUAUAGGAAUUAUUACAAAGGAUAAACCAACAACAACAAAAAAACAUACAGAAAUGUUUACUGUGUACUAGAUGUAAGAUUUGAUAACAAACAGAACACUAACAGAUAAGAAACAGAAUUUAUGUUUACGUCUUCGGGUAACAGAACACAACAUGUUGGUUAAUAAUAUUAGCGAAGUAAAUGAAAAAUAAAUCGUAUACAUAUACAAUAAUCGAUUUAGUUUUAUACUUAUUACAAGUAUCCACUGCAAGAGUAAAACAAACAAAAAUAUAUUAUUACGUUACAAGUAAAGAAAUAUGGAACAACAAGUGUGAAAGUAGUAGAAUAAUUUUACGAGGAAAGUGUAAAUUACAAAACUGGAACAAAUAUAUUUAAAAAACAAA
Messenger RNA from Toxorhynchites rutilus septentrionalis, 17283 nucleotides. RefSeq lists its product as uncharacterized. Gene Ontology annotation, molecular function: protein binding. Gene Ontology annotation, cellular component: CERF complex. Lineage: Eukaryota; Metazoa; Arthropoda; Insecta; Diptera; Culicidae. The transcript is spliced from 11 exons. Gene Ontology annotation, biological process: chromatin remodeling. The record is from RefSeq and is a predicted model, not a curated record. Bases 650 to 10108 code for a protein of 3152 amino acids.